AUGGCAAGCGGUGCCGAAGCCGAGAACCAGAGGCUCACCAUCGGUGUGGUGACUUCGUGUCUGGCCCUCGCGCUCCUAUCCUUCGUGCUGCGCAUCUACGCCAGAUACACCACGCAGGCCAAGCUAUGGUGGGAUGAUUAUUGGAUGUUCUGGGUGAUGGCCUUGUGCAUUUCCAUGUCGACAAUGGACUUCGUGAUGUUGUCGCUCGGAUCUGGAGUACACCAGGACGCUUUGCCCGCGGGGGAGGUCUUAACAUUCAUCAAGUGCCUCUACGCAUACAUGCUCAUGUGGGCGACGAGCGUGUUUUCUGUGAAGGUCGGCAUUCUGCUCUUCUACUGGCGCGUAUUCCACACCAAGGGGUUCCGCAUCGGCGCCAUGGCCGUCGGCGCCCUCUCCGCCGGCAUCUUCCUGUCCAACUUCUUCAGCUUCUUGCUGCAGUGCACGCCCGUUUCAAAGUUCUGGGACCACGAGGUGGAGGGGACCUGUAUCGACCAGAACACAUUCUACCUCGCCUCCGCCAUCAUCAACGUCCUCGGUGACGUUGCGGUUCUGGGUCUGCCGCUUCCGGUCGUCUGGAAAUUGCACACUUCGAAGAGCAAGAAGUGGUCGUUGAGUUUCCUGUUCCUGCUCGGUGCCUUUGUCUGCGUUGCGAGCAUCUUCCGUAUCAUCGCCGUGACUCAGAUCGACCCCACGGACUUCACAUUCACCAACGUCGGAGGCGGGCUCUGGAGCACGGUCGAGGUCGAAGUCGGAUUCAUCUGCGCCAACCUCCCCGCGAUCCGGCCUCUCCUCUUCAAGCUCCUGGGCUACGGCACCACAACACACAGCUCCGGCUACGGCAGCGGUGCCAAAAAGCAGUACGGACUGUCUGGCAACAGGGUAGUCGCCCGGUCGGGACACUUCAAGCUCCAGAGCAACCACAGGGACAACGACAUGCAGGACUCGAGCACAGAGGAGCUCACGCUCGGGAGCAACUCGAUGGCCCUGUCGAGGACCAAGUCGAAGCCGUUCAACAGGCACAGGGAUGCCGACCAGAUCCAGCCCGUGGGCCUGUCUGACAUCAUGGUCAAGACGGACAUUGGAGUCUCGGUCGACGACAAGGAAUCGGAACGACAGACAGACGGUCCAGAUCACUUUGUCCAGAUAUCGACACCCAAUAAUGAGGUUCAUCUGCCAGGCGCACCCCGAGCUUAUUAA
Molecule: messenger RNA, 1197 nt
Organism: Anthostomella pinea
Lineage: Eukaryota; Fungi; Ascomycota; Sordariomycetes; Xylariales; Xylariaceae
Source: the annotation of a GenBank genome assembly